Molecule: messenger RNA, 1487 nt
Organism: Glycine soja
Lineage: Eukaryota; Viridiplantae; Streptophyta; Magnoliopsida; Fabales; Fabaceae
Exons: 2
Coding region: 223-1143 (306 amino acids)
Source: RefSeq, a predicted model, not a curated record
UGGAGUGCAAAGAUUUUUCUGUAGUAUGUAUCAAUUAUUAUAAUUUUGCCAUGUGAACCAUUUCUUCAGUAACAACACAAGUCUGCACGCAGUCUCAACGUGUUGGAUAAUCAUAUAAAAAGAUGGGAAACAGUCAUCUUCUUGGUAACAGAGGUCCUCAACUAAUUCCUUGCCGGUUACAGCUGGGAAGAUCUGCUGCAAUCGACGUGUCCAGACGCGUGGAUGAAGGAAUUAACGAGCUUGACAAAAUAUGUUGACAGUGACGGUAAUCUCUGCAUGGUAAAGUUGAGCCUGGAUGAAACUGAUGUGUAUUCAAACUGGGGUGAUUUCAGCUUUACCAUACAAAGAACUGGAACAUCCAGUUUUCUUCAGAUGCACCCCAACAUGGUGUGGGCGGAUUUUCAAUCCAUUAUGUCGAUGAAGACCAACAACGCCGUUGAUGCAUGUGGCGUCUCUACGCAAACGGUACUUUACUUGUAUAGGAGAGGAAAGAGGGGGGGUCUUGUUGUUACGGAGUGCAAGAGAAAUAGAGGGGAUAAAGAGGCUAAUGCGGUGACCAUGGCACACUACUUUGCUAACAGUGACGAUGACAAAGAUAUCGGGCUUUCUGUUGUUGCCAAGAUUCGUGCUGCAUUAAAUGGAAAAUUGGAUGUAACUGUUGAAGGCCCUGAGCAACACCCUGCUUUUUCACUACUUCACAUGUUUGAUGAAGUUAAUAGAACCAGGAGUUGGAAGCCUGCUAUUUUCUCUCAUUGUGCUGCCAACAUUCGUGGUGCCAGAGAACCAGGUAACCGGCAAAAUGUAAGAAUAAUUGACAAUGGUGACGGUGAAAAGUACAUGGGGGGUCCUAUUGGUUGUCACAUUGAAAGAUAUGAGGAUCAUAGAAGGCUUGUGCUCUCUGACAGUGAAGACAUAUUACCACGUCGUGCUCGUGCCCACCGGCAAAAGGCAAGAGGAAUUGUCAAUGGUGCAAGGCUCAUGGGAAAUGAUCGCCGGUCAAUGUUUUUGCAGCCCGAGGACGACGACACUGACGACGGCGAUGGAGUUCGAUUUCCACGAUGUAGUGGCAACAUCAGUGUUAACAUUGCUCAAGAGCACAAGUUAUUCUUCCAGCCUGCUGCUAAUCCCUUUAUCAACAAGUAACUACCAGCGACCAUCUUGGAGAAGAAAAUAAAUUUAGGUGCUUUUGUUUUUGUUUUUUAUUUAGUGCGCUGAUUGUUAUAUUAUAAAUCCCAGAAAAGAUGUUCAAAGUUGUGUCUGUUUGUAACCUACUAGUACUUUACAUCUGAAAUUGGGAUUUUGCAAUGCUACUUUGGGCUAUAGUGAUAAUGGCUAGGCGCCUUAACCUCCAACAAGCUAAGUUAUCUUUGAGUUGAGAUGGAUUCUCUGUUUGCUAUCACCACUGGUUCAGGAGAUUAGAAGACUUCCUUCAGAUAUGUCUAUAGAGAGUCUUAAAAGGAAGCCAGAGGAGUUUCGUUUAUGCGCUG